This is a messenger RNA of Colletotrichum paranaense, 3702 nucleotides long. RefSeq names its product urea carboxylase. Gene Ontology annotation, molecular function: metal ion binding; ATP binding. The transcript is spliced from 2 exons. The coding region runs from base 1 to 3702 and encodes 1233 amino acids. NCBI's taxonomy places the organism in Eukaryota, Fungi, Ascomycota, Sordariomycetes, Glomerellales, Glomerellaceae. The record is from RefSeq and is a predicted model, not a curated record.
AUGCAUUCCAGGCCACUUCGUAGCAUUAAGAAGGUCCUGGUGGCCAAUCGUGGCGAGAUUGCUGUUCGCUGCAUCAAGGCCUGCCGUGAGCUCGAUGUCCACAGCAUUGCCAUCUAUACGGCCGCCGACACAACAUCACUACAUGCGUUGUUAGCUGACGAGGCGAUCGCACUGCGGGGUAACGACACCUACACAGAUGGAGACGCCAUUCUAGAAAUCUGCAAAAGCUGCGGCGCCGACGCUGUGUUCCCCGGAUAUGGCUUCCUCAGCGAGAACGCCGACUUUGCCGAUGCCGUCACGACUGCAGGCAAGAUCUUCAUGGGUCCUUUAUCCGCUUCUAUUAAGGCCAUGGGUCUGAAGCAUGAAGCGAGAGCCAUUGCUGAGGCCGUAAAAGUCCCCGUCAUCCCCGGUACUUCGUUAAUUCCAUCAACCCACGAGGCCAUAGAUGGGGCCAAGAAGCUUGGUUUUCCGGUCAUGCUCAAAGCCACCGGAGGAGGCGGCGGUAUGGGCCUGCAGAUAUGCUACGACGACGAUGAUAUCCCAAAAGCAUUCGCCACAGUCGAGAGUCGCGCGGGCGCUCUAUUCAAGAACAGCGGCGUCUUUCUGGAAAAGUAUUAUCCUCGGUCCCGACACGUAGAGGUGCAAGUCUUUGGAAACGGCGAGCAAGUUGUUGCAUUCGGGGAGAGGGAAUGUUCUCUCCAACGACGUCACCAGAAAGUGGUUGAAGAGUGCCCCAGUCCAUUCGUUGCGCGAAGGCCAGGUCUUCGUGAGAAGAUGCUCCAGGCGGCAGUCGACUACGCCUCACAACUCAAGUACAAGAGUGCCGGCACUGUCGAAUUCUUGGUCGACGAUGAAACGGCCGAUUUCUUUUUCCUCGAGAUGAACACGCGUCUCCAGGUCGAACACGGCAUCACAGAAAUGUGCUAUGGGGUUGAUCUGGUUCACUUGAUGCUGCAGCAAGCCGACUACGAGCACGGCGGCCAGCUCGGCAUCCCCUCGGACGAGCUACGAAGCAUCCCACAAGCACAGCCGAACGGUGCGGCCAUCGAGGUCCGAGUAUAUGCUGAAGUGCCCUUGCUCGACUUUGCUCCUAGCCCGGGCCUUCUACAGCAUGUCAGCUGGCCCAAGGGCGAUGGUAUCCGGGUGGACACAUGGGUGAAGAGCGGCCAGCAAAUCACACCCCUCUACGACCCUUUGGUCGCAAAAGUCAUGGCACACAGCAAUGACGGUCGAGCUGAGGCGCAGAAGAUGAUGCUCGCCGCUCUUGACCAAACUGUUUUGCAAGGUACACAGACGAACUUGCAGUACCUUUUGCAGGUGCUACGUUCUAAUGAGUUCACCAAGGGCGAUACGCUCACCUCUUUCCUACCCAUUUUCAAGGCAAAAGUGUGCGCCGUACAAGUACUCAACCCUGGUGUAUUCACUACGGUUCAGGAUUACCCUGGGAGGCCAACGAUCGGGCACGGCGUGCCUCCCGGCGGACCAAUGGAUGAUUUGAGCAGUCGGACAGCAAACAUUCUCGUUGGUAACGACGCUCAAGUCGAGGUACUCGAAAUAGCAAUGUCUGGCCCGGAACUCCUUUUCCAUGAAUCGGCCGUGGUGGCCGUGUGUGGUGCCCAAGUUUCCGUCAGUGUUGACGGCAGGCACCAACCGAUGUGGUCCCGAAUCCUCGUGCAACAGGGGCAGACGCUCAAGAUUGGCAACGUCACAGGUGACGGCCUUCGGACCUACCUCGCAGUCAAAGGAGGCUUCCCAGACAUACCUCUUUAUCUCGGCUCCAAAUCAACAGCGCCAGAGCUCGCGUUCGGCGGUCUUCAGGGCCGUAAGCUGCAGAUCAACGAUAUUCUCGCCCUUGCCCCUGAAACAGCAAGUUGGGCAGCGGCAGCCACUCCCUUUUCUUUACCACGAAAGGCAAUCCCUGAUUACGGGCACUCGGAGAUAUUCUGCCUUAAUGGUCCGUAUGGCUCGGAAGACAUAUUGACCCCCGAGGGUAUGGCAACAAUCACCAACUCCAAAUGGACCGUCAGCCACAAUAGUAGUCGCAGUGGCAUUCGACUAGAGGGUCCACGACUAAAGUGGGCACGCACCACCGGCGGGGGAGGCGGAUCUCAUCCAUCAAACGUCUUCGACUACGGGUAUCCCAACGGCGGUGUCAACUGGACCGGGGAGUUUCCCAUCAUCUUUUCCCGCGACCGCCCGGAUCUCGGUGGGUUUGCUUGCGCGGUCACCAUCUGCUCAGCCGAGAUGUGGAAAGUUGGUCAGCUGAAGUCGGGCGACAGCGUUCAGUUGCGACUGGUUUCCUUUGAGGAUGCCAUGAAGAUCAAACACACAAACGAGGCCUACUUGAGGUCUUUGGGUGCUCUGGUGGAUGGUAAUGAUACAGAAAUUGUGCCACUCAAGCUGGAGUUCGGCUCACGGACCACAAGUUCAAUAUUGCACCUGGCCGAACCGAAUGGAGAUCAUCCUCGCGUCACUUACAGGCAAGGUGGCGACACUUCCAUCAUAGUAGAAUAUGGUGAACAAGUUGCGGAUCUGCGCAACACGGUCUGCGUUCAUAUUCUCGAGGGGAAGCUUGCGGCGCGCAACCUUGCGAGCGUGCGUUGUGAGCCGAACCUCGCUACGCUCACAGUGCACUACGACCCGCUCCAGGUCUCCCAAUCCGAGCUGUUGCAAAGCCUGAUUGAGCAAGACGAGAGUAUCGAAGAGAUUGUUGGCAUCAAAGUGCCCGUUCGCGAAGUCAACCUGCCGCUUUAUGUUGACCACUCCACCAUCACAGAAGCGACGGAAAGAUAUAUGGAGAGCGUUCGGCCCACUGCUGCCUACCUACCAGACAACGUCGAGUAUCUGCGGAAGAAUAACGCAUUGGAGACUCGCCGCGAUGUAUUUGACUCACUGCUCAAGACACCCUGGCUCACAGUUGCAGUCGGCUUCUUCCUCGGAACCCCUGUCAUGUUUCCGCUCGACCCCAAGUACGUGUUCACGGGGCAGAAAUACAACCCUAACCGCGCGUACACUCCGAGCGGCUCAGUCGCACUCGGUGGGUCUCUGCUUGUCGUUUAUCCCGUGGCCUCACCGGGCGGCUACCAACUCAUGGGCCGCACGUUGGGUACGUGGGAUAUGAUGGGUACUCGAGCCGGCUUUUCCCCGACGCGACCUUGGUUGUUCAACAAUUUCGAUAUCGUUAGAUUCCACGAGGUCUCCAAGGAAGAAUUUGACCAAGUAGAACGAGACUUUGAAGCCGGUAGAUAUGUGUUCAACAUUUCCGAUGAGACCAUCAGCAUGGACGAGUACAUUGCCAAGUUUGACGCCGCAGCCCGCGAUCCCGCACAUCGAGAAUGGCGGCAGCGUCAGGACGCCGCUGCCAAGGAAAUGGGAGAGCUCGAACAGCGGCUCUUCGGUGAAUGGACUGCCGCCAAGGAUGCGGCUCUGUUGGAACAGAGUGAAGGGGUCGGGGGCGAUGCAUCAGCAGAUGCUGUGGCUAUCGAGUCGCCCAUGAACGCCAACGUUUGGAAAGUUCUGGUAGAAGUCGGGGACGUCCUUGAGGCGAAGCAGACGGUGGCGAUCUUGGAAGCGAUGAAGAUGGAAAUCAAGGUGAUUGUUCCAGACUCUCAUGUCGGAGCAGUCGUGACGAAGAUUACACGCCCGCCAGGGACUGUCGUCAGUCCUGGGAUGCCAAUAAUAGUGGGCAAGAAGGCUGCUUAG